Messenger RNA from Ruditapes philippinarum (Manila clam), 692 nucleotides. RefSeq lists its product as uncharacterized. The record is from RefSeq and is a predicted model, not a curated record. Lineage: Eukaryota; Metazoa; Mollusca; Bivalvia; Venerida; Veneridae. The coding region runs from base 138 to 629 and encodes 163 amino acids. The transcript has 3 exons.
UGUAUUUAGGUACAAUUAAUUAUAAAGCACGGGUAAAUGGCGAGUUGGAUGGUGUUAGUGCAACAGUAUCUACAAAGCCACAGAGAGCAUACAAACGAUGUAGCAAUUCCGCUGUAAUUAAGGUAACAUUUGAUCCAAUGGGGAACGAAGGUUGUUUUGGGUGUACUAAAGGACCUUUCUGUGGCCGUCGUCUGCUACAACUUGAUCUUGACCUGUCUAGAAACAGGCGUCGUGAUACACUGUUGUACAUCACGGACUCGCAUUCUAAAGAUGAUGGCGCAAUCGUGCAUGCUGUAUUUCCACAUGUUAAAAUUUAUCCUCAUAACUCUGCCGGAAACUCAUCAAGUCACGUGAUGAUUAUGGGCGUGACGAACUCGCGUACUAAUAAGAUGACUGUUUACAUCGGAAACCAAUUUAUGCGCAUGACCAAUGACAAUCGUCUGGAUGAAAAUUUUUGCAUGAACGAUCUGUUUCAUUUGAACGGACAGUUUGAUCCGGGCAGUGGCGGGAUGUCUCCGAAUGAAAUUACAAUUGGAAUAAAUAGACAGAUUCCACAAAGCGAUGAAGAACGAAGUUUUGGAGUAUGCUCCGCCUCAUUAAAGUGGACAUGUCCUUGGCAAGAAACAUAAGGGCAUUACAUGUUUUUUCUUCUUUACUUCAUUGUAUAAAGUAGAAAUAAAAGACCAAGAAUU